Parasteatoda tepidariorum (common house spider) is the source of this 4689-nucleotide messenger RNA. RefSeq lists its product as uncharacterized. NCBI's taxonomy places the organism in Eukaryota, Metazoa, Arthropoda, Arachnida, Araneae, Theridiidae. The record is from RefSeq and is a predicted model, not a curated record.
CCGUUGUCCUAAAAUUUUGCCGCGGUUGUCAUAAAAAUUUUGUUUUGAUUCUUAAAAACUUUUCAACGAGUAUGAAACUUUUAAAAUACGUUAUGGUUUUUAAGUAACUUUCCUAAUUUAUUCUCGAAAUUGUAUAUAUUGAUUGUGUGAAAUGGAUGAGUUGGCAACUAAUAGUUAUAUAAAAUCUUCGACUUCUUCUGAUAAUGAGGGUAAUCUUUCCCCUGUUAGUAGUUCUGACAACCAGGAAUAUACGAAAGAGGAUGACUACAGGAUUGCUUGCUCUAAUAGUCGAAGUUUAGACUUAAUCACCCAAACUGUGACAUCUCAUUUUACACAAUUUGCUAAUUCUCUGGAUUUAGGAGAGGAGCUAUCUCAAUUUACGUCUCGAGGUUUGGAAAUAUUUAAAGAUACUAUUCAAGAAAAUGUUACCGUCAAUUGUUUACCCUAUGUUGGGGACAAGAACUUGCUUUCUGUAGCAGAUAGUGAAGUCUUAACUAAUGAAACUAAAGAAGCUCUUCUGUCUAAUCUUAGCAAAAAAGUUCAGGAUGUAUGUGCGAAAAGGAAACGUUUUCCUAAAGAAUACUCCAGGAUUUAUAAAAUGAGGCUGCAUCAUGAGUGUCACAAUGUGAAAAAAGCAACCGUCAUACAUAAGGUCAAUCUUCCUUUAGUAUCAAGAGAGUCUUUCCCAGUGGACAAGUUAUCUCCUGAAAAACUUGAAAAUACUACUGGACAAAUGAAAUCUAUACAGAAAAAAUUGUUAGACACUAUGAAUGAAUUGAAAGAAAUGAAGAAAAGUAUUGAAUAUGCACAAAGUCUUGCGGUAAACCAAGACUCUUUAUAUGAUACAGGGUAUAUAAGUACUUAAAAUUUUGUAUUUUUUGUACAUUUAUAAUAUCAACUAUGAGAUGAACUCAUACUUAUUUUAUGUACCAGGCAAAUACACAACUAGUGUUGCAAUGUUUUACUAUUUGUUUACAUCCCUUUGUAUUUUUAUUAUAAUGAGUACUGUAAUACUUUAUUGUAUUCAUGUGCGUUUUUCUUUUAAAUAUUACUAACAAUUAAUGAAUGUAUGUUUUACUAUGAAUUUUGACGAUUUGAAAUCAGAAAAUAUUCUAUAUUUAUUUAAUUGUUGGGCAUUAUGAUAUAUUUUAUUGAAAUAACUUAUUGGUAAAAAUUUCAUGUUUAUGGCAGAGCCAUUGGUACUUUUUAUAUCAUUUUCUCAUGGUUUAAAAGUUAAGCCUUAUUUUUUUAGGAAAGUAGGUUAAGUCUCAUCUAGCUGUAAGUCCAUACAGUUUUUUUUUCUAUACAUUACUGACAAAUAAAAACAAUGGUACAGUAUAAAACAUUCUUUAUUGAGAAGUAUGAAUUACUUAGUCUGAACUUUGCUGUUUAAAUGCAUGUUGAAAAGUCAUCUGUGUCAGGUUGAAACAGAAGUACAUUUCAGAAUUACUCUGUAGACCUAAAUACUUAUUGACACAGCAGUCAAUCCACUGCUUAAUCUUGUUGUAGACAGUAUAAAAGGACCAACAAACGAAUGUAAUUUAGUCAUAACAAGACAGUUGCUCUUUGAAAGGAUGACAUUGUUGGAGCCAUUGCCACAAAAAAGGCACCCUUAUAGUGGGUUUUAAUUCAUGACAAUCUAACAGUGCUGAUUGUGCUCCGGAAAAAAUCCGGAUUUUUCGCUAGCCGUGAUCCUGAAUUUUCCGUAGAUCGAAGGUUCAGAUGUUUCAAGAAAUCAUUGAUCACAAAAGUUUCCUGAAAUCAAAUUUUCAGAGGUGGAACUUAAAAACACAGUUUAUUUUAUUUGUUUGUAAGUGAGAGUCAGAUACUUAAUAAGCUUAUAUUCAAGAUUAAUUUUUUUAUCAGUAUUUUUCGGCAAAAGCGCCGCACAUCGAUAAAAAUGACAUUUUUUUUAAAAAAAGAAGUUACAGUAAGCGCCGCUCCGGCGCAAGCACCACAAUGACGCAACACUACAGAUAUCAGCAUCCUUAUAGAAGAAACUUUUAAAUUACCAUUUAGAAUAUCAGUGUAAUAAAAAAUAAUUUUUUUUUUUUUAAAUUUCAUAAAGUAAAGUUUUAAUUUCUAAAUUAUAAUAAAAAAUUUCUUUUUCAGCAAAAGAAAAAAAGCCACAAAACGAUAUAAAAGAAAGCUAUUCUUAUCUGUUUAAGAAUAAAGUUAAGUACAACAAAUAAUUCUAAAUGUUGAAUACAACAAAAUAUUUUAAAAUACAUCAAGUAAUGUAGUUUCUAAAUUAUUUGGGGGGGGGAGAGAAUAGCCUAAAAUGCGUUGACAAAGAGUUCACAUGAAAAAAUUCUCUUUUAUCAAAAAAAAAGCAACAAAACGAUAUAAAAUAAAUUCGCCGAAAAAUACGUUAAAUAGUUAUUAUAAUCAUAAACUCAAGAAAGAAAGACAUAUUUGUAAACUUCUCCAGGUCAUCACUGGUAUGUGUAAAUGGUAUAGGGGUGUGUAAAAUUUUAAAUAUAUUUUACGUGAACUAAGAAGUAUUGAGAAAAAGGAAAAAACCUUGUUUAAAUUUUUUUUUUCUUUCUUAAGAAAUUUUCCGGAAUUUUUGACUUGGGCUCACAAUCACCCCUGAUCUAAUCACAGCUUGAUUUAUUUGUUCAUGAUGGUUACUUUUAGUCCAACUUCAUUAGACGCUAAAUUGCUAUCCAUGAAGAACGAAACAAAAUAUUUCAAUAUAAAUAAUACUAACUCGGAUAAUUGUCAACAAAAUCAUAGCAAGCAAAGCAAUUUUAAAUUGUGAAUAAUAAGGUUCAUAUUGUUACCAAAAUAUAAUGUUAGAUGGUUAUUUUUUCUUCCCCUUCUUUCAGAGUAGGUAUUUGAUUAAGUUUAGUCCAUGUUUAAAACUUAUCGAAUAUCUGCCAAUCAUGCAGAAAACUCAUGGUUAUAAUUACUUAGCACUAGUAAUAUAAUACUUAGCACUAGUUUUUAAGUAUUUCAAUCUGGUUCUUUAUCUAAAACUAUAAAUGUACUUUCCUCUAAUUUCACUUAAUAGGAAAAAGAUUAUUUUAAAAAUAUGGUGCAAAUUUGUAGAAUUUUGAAAACUAAAAUGGUACUUGGAGCAUUUUUGAAUCUAUGUGCUGAAUAGCUUGUUACAAUGAUCAGACUUCUGAAUCCUAUAAAGCUUUGUAAUUUAAUAAAUUUUAUUUAAAUCUUGAAGAAUCCUUUUAGAAUAGGAUAAUAACAUUUCGAUGUUUAUUAAGUAAAAUCAAUUCGCUUUUGAAAUAUACCAUGGAAUAUAUUGUAUAACUAAUGUAGUAGCUGUGGUAUUAGAAUUAUUUUAAUGAGUUUUCUUUAGUUUGGUUAGUGUUUGCCAAAGUGAUUGUUGAAGAAAUGUAACUACUCACUGUGUAUAUAUUGAUUUUAAAAAAAAAAAUCUGUUAUGGUUGAUAUACUGAAGCCCUGUCACAUUUUUAAAUUGUGAUUGUUAGUAAAUAAUAUUCCACUUUAAUAACUGUUGUGAGUUUGUAAUUGUUCAUAGUAUUUGAUUAAAUUUUGUCCAGCUGCAGUUUUGCUAACAAUGAAAAGCAAUGCCUGUAUGCUAGCGAUGAAAAUAAUGUGAAAUGCCAAUAUAAAGAGAAGCCACAGUCUUGUGUUAAUGUCAAGCAGUGAUUUCAUUUUUAUGUAUUUGAAAAUUACUCCGCAGCUGCAUAGUUUUGGCUCAUGAAAAAAUACAUAAGUAAAUCAAUAUUAAUAAUUUUUAUUUAGUUUAUUAAAACUUUGCUUUGAUUUUACGGCUGACAAAUUAUGACUUUAUUAUUUUAUUUUCCCUGGUGAUGAAGUUUGAGAGAACAUCAUUAACAACCUAGUAGCUUUUACCUUUGGUGCAGUAUCUUGUAUUGUCUCUUGUGCUAUUAAAUUUUAUAUUCAAACUAUUGCCAAUGAAAAUAUGGUACUUAUCUGUUACCGGGACACCAGACCAAGCUUAUGCAAUUUGUCAACUAUAUAUUCUCAAUGCAUCAACUGGUUAUUUUUUAGACCCUGAUACAUUUUUAUUUUAUAGAUUAAAUGAAGCAGAGAAAAAUAUUUUUAAAAAAAUUAGCAAUUUGCUCAGUAAUCUUUCAUUGUAAAGUUCUUUUAACAAUUACUGUUAUUAAAAUUAGACAUAACUAUCCUUUUUCUGAUAUGCUUUGAAAAUUUGGUGGCCAUUGUAAUCUAAAGAUUUUAGUUUGGUGCCCGACUAAUUUAUAAAUUCUUAAAAAAAAUUAACAAAAAUUUCUGUUGUGUUGACAAAGUUAUUGCAUAAAAUUCCUUGGAUUUAACCAGGCCUAUAGAACUUCAGUAAGUUCUUUUUAUAACUAUGUGUAUAUAUAGAUUUUGCUUGCACAAUUAUACUGCCGUGCAAUUGAAAAAUCAACGUAAGCGACAAAAAAUUCAACAUUGAGAUUUUUAUCUAUUUGGCAUCUUUGUAUGGUAAGCUACAUAUUUUGCUGGGGAAAAAAAACAUUCAAAAAUAAAUCUUAUUUUUGAAUGUUUUUUUUUUUUUUAAAUACUAUGUUCGCGUUUGUAAGGAAAAAAGCUGUCGAGCCAUUUUACUCAGACUCAAUGGUGAAGCACUUACAUUGUUUUUUUAAUUGCAUGGCAGUAUAAUCCUAUUGAUUGAUGGUUUAUGCUUUUUUUUAUAUGUAAAUGUGUUAUACUUGUAAAUAAAUUGUAAAGCAAUAUUAA